UAUUCACCAUCUUUUCUUGACCUAAAAGAAACUUAGGUCUCAUCUACUUUCUUACAUGGCAAGCAACAAACACCUCCCUCUUCUCCUUCUCCUCGUCAUCGCCACUACAUCCUCAACUUCACUUCCCUCUCUUGCGGCGGAUCAAGACAAACUCGUAAUCAAAAUCAUAGACGCAAUGAUCUCCGGAGGAAGUUUCGAAGAUUGGAGCCCAGCUUUCCUCGCAACAAACGACGAGGUACACGGUCAAGGUCUCACUUCAACCCUCUUCCUCCCCAAAACACCAGUCGAAGGAAUCAACGCAACGUCACCGCUCGUAGCUGCUUACCACAUCGUCCCACAGCUGCUUCACUUCUACAACAUAAGCCUCAUGGAGCCUCUCUCUCGCAUCCCGACGCUUCUCUCUGGAAACUCCAUCCUUGUAACCAACAACUCAGCUUCGGGUUUUACACUCGAUGGCGUUCUUGUCUCGGAGCCAGAUUUGUUCGUCUCUCCUUCCAUUGUUAUACAUCGCAUCGCUUCUCCCUUCAACUUCUCUCGUUACGGUGGCGACUAUCUGUAUUAAUAAAGCUACCUUUUAUUCGCUUUUCUAUUUUAUGUGUUCUUUCUAUUUUUAGUAUUUUAAAAUUGGUUAAGAAAAAGUUCUACAUGGAAUAUGUUUUGAGAAAUAUGUGGGUUCACGUGGAAAUUAGCCU
This is a messenger RNA of Brassica oleracea var. oleracea, 692 nucleotides long. RefSeq lists its product as uncharacterized. The transcript has a single exon. Bases 56 to 562 code for a protein of 168 amino acids. NCBI's taxonomy places the organism in Eukaryota, Viridiplantae, Streptophyta, Magnoliopsida, Brassicales, Brassicaceae. The record is from RefSeq and is a predicted model, not a curated record.